Messenger RNA from Mercurialis annua (annual mercury), 1695 nucleotides. RefSeq lists its product as uncharacterized. Bases 56 to 1627 code for a protein of 523 amino acids. Gene Ontology annotation, cellular component: RNA polymerase III complex. The transcript is spliced from 13 exons. NCBI's taxonomy places the organism in Eukaryota, Viridiplantae, Streptophyta, Magnoliopsida, Malpighiales, Euphorbiaceae. Gene Ontology annotation, biological process: DNA-templated transcription. Gene Ontology annotation, molecular function: single-stranded DNA binding. The record is from RefSeq and is a predicted model, not a curated record.
CCUCGCCUCUCACGCGAAUAACAGCGAAGAAGCAGCAGCUCCAAACAACCAAAAGAUGGUGAAAACGCCGUACGGAAUCAAAUACGCCAAUCACAUCAUCACCAAUCACUUCGGCGAUCAAGUCGCUAAAGUAUGCGAAUGUCUACUUCUCAAAGGACCGUUAACAAUCCAAAGCAUAAUGCAAUUCACACAGCUAAAUCACAAGCAAGUGAAGAACACUCUACUCGUAUUAGUCCAACACAAUUGCGCUCAAGCUUUCCGUUACGGAGAUGAUCCCAAACUAAUUCCUCAUUACAUUGCGGUGUUUGAUAACAUUCUCCACCGCGUUCGGUUUUCCAAAUUUUUAGCUAUUGUCUCUCAGGAUUUGGAUAAAUUGUGUGUAGAUAUUGUUGAGGGAUUACUUCAGCAUGGUAGGCUUAAUGUGAAACAAAUUGUUGAUAGAGUCAAUUCAAGUCAAAGGGAAGGGAAUAGUGUAGGUGUAGAUGCUUUACAAGAAAGCUUGCGUAAACUUAUAAUUGCUCGUUUUAUUGAGCAUUGUCCUGCCCCUGAACCAAUUCUUGCACCACCUACUGAAGAAGAAGUUCGUGCAAAGAAGCGAAGUGCUAAGUCUGCUAAGAUAGCCGUAGAAUCAGCAACUCUAGAACAAAGUGUUAUAGCAGCAGCAGUGCCUAUGGAUGCGAAAAGAUUUUCAGUUGAUCUAGAAGCCGAAUUAAAUGUUAAUGGAGAAAAGGACCAUAAUAAAUUCCCGGAAAAACAUGCCGGAGAAAAGCGCAAGCUUGAGGCUUCAGAGCCUAAUAUAGAUGGAGAGGCUGCAGAAAAUGACAUAGUUGUUUGGCGUGCCAAUUUCGAGGAAUUUAUCCAUAGGCUUAGGCAUAAGGCUUGUGUUGAGAAUGUUAGAGCAAGGCUAGAUGAUGGGGCAGCUAUUGUCCUGAGUGCAAUGCUAGAUGCUUCCAGGCCUGAAGAGAAAAAAGUGAAAACGGCAAGUUCAGUUCCAUUGUCUUUGAAUUCCAUUUAUGAAGAAGUAAUUCAAAGUGAAAAAGGCCGGAACAUGACAUUUGAUCAUGUUAGAGCUGCCCUUAUUCAGUUGAAUUCUCCUCCACCAUUUAUAAAUGAGGCUGAUGAUUUGUUCAAUAUAGAUUUCAAGCAUAUUAUUGAAGUAGCUCAGAGUGAUGAGGUAGAGUCAAUUGUGUUGAAAAGAUAUGGGAAGGAUGCCUAUAAAAUGUUCAGGUUACUAUCAAAGGCUGGUCGCCUACUUGAGACUGAUAAGAUUUCAGAUACUGUAUUUGCUGAAAAGAAGGAAACAACAAAGAUCCUUUAUAAGAUGUGGCAGGAUGACUACCUGCUUAUGGAGAAAUUAGUUGCGGGGACAGCAACAUUCCUGUUGUGGAAGAUAAAUAAGCAUACUCUUUGGGAACAUGUACUGGAUGAGAUGUUUCAUGCUUGCUUAAAUCUGAGCAUCCGAGUAGCUCAUGAACUGGAACAGCAAAAGGAGAUUCUAAAUCUCCCACCUGAAAAACGUGUGGGGCCGUCGAAAGAUAAAUACGAGAAGCUCAAGAAAAUGAGAUUUCUGAUGGAGUCUUCACAAUUGAAAAUUGAUGAUGCUAUUAUGCUUUUCCAUGACUUCUGAAGUGCAUCUAAUGUCUGUAAUAUUGAAUAAAUCAUUUAUUUAAUCCGAUUUCCUGUUCUUCUUACUAA